AAGCCCCACAAAAUGACAUUCGAUCUUCUGUUGGUGGCAUGGCAAUCAAUAGGUAAUGACGAGUCUUUUUUCUCCAUUCUCUAUUCCAGAACUGCGCGGGGAAAACAAAUUUCACUGAUUUCAUCUCUGGGAUUGAGUGGCAAAACAAAUGCAACUUAUUUCAGGUGGGCAUUUUAACACAUUUAUGAAUGCAACCAAGUAAGAAAAGAAGAAGUCGAAAAGAAUCCAGAAAAUGGCGACAACGCCACAGCAGCAGCAGCCGCCACCACCAGCGAAGCAACCGAAGGGUCGAGGCCCCUCAGUUAGCAGCAGCAGAUCUGGAGGUCUAAUGACCCACUUCGCCAUGACAGAGUUGAAGCAGAGAAUCCUCACUUCUCUCAACAAGCUUGCGGAUCGAGAUACCCAACAAAUAGCAAUGGAGGACUUGGAAAAAACCAUUGAGGGCCUCAGUCCAGAAGGCAUCAUUGUGUGCCUCAACUGCCUCUAUGACACAGAUUUCCAGCACAAGGGCAUUGUCCGCAAGGAAUGUGUUAAGCUGCUGGGUACCAUGGCAACUACGCACACUGAUUUAAUCUCUCCCCAUCUGACGAAAAUAGUGAUCCACAUUGUGAAGAGGCUCAAGGACCCUGAUUCCAGUGUUCGGGAUGCCUGCCAUGCCACAAUGGGCGUCCUGGCAGCCCACUAUCUUCAUGCAAACGGAGCGGGCUCUUCCCUCGUUUCCGUGUUUGUGAAGCCCCUGUUUGAGGCUAUGGGGGAGCAAACGAAAAGUGUGCAGAGUGGAUCUGCAAUGUGCCUUGCGAAACUCAUUGAAAAUGCCAAGGACCCACCUCUUCAUGCCUUCCAACGACUGUGUCCUAAAAUCUGCAAGCUUUUGAGUAAUCCCAACUUCUUGGCCAAGGCGCAGUUGCUCUCUGUCUUUGGAAGUCUUUCACAGGUUGGAGCGAUUUCUCAGCAACAUUUGUUGACAUUGAUGCCAUGCAUAACUGAAUCCCUUGAAAGUACAGACUGGGCCACUCGUAAAGGGGCAGCUGAUACCUUGAGCAGGAUGGCAACUCAUUCAAGCCAUAUUUUAACAAGUUUCAAGACUUCAACCAUUGCAUUACUUGAGGCCUGUCGAUUUGAUAAGGUGAAACCAGUAAGAGAUAGUAUGGUAGAGGCACUACAACUGUGGAAGAAUAUUCCAGGGCCUGAAGAUGAAUCAAAUUCAGCAGCACCAACAUUGCAAUCUCUAGCAGAAACUCAAACUGCAAAGGUGACUCAGACCUUGGAAAAGGUGGAUCUUGAACAUUCAAAUUCUACAACACAAAAAGUGAAUUCACCACACAAAGUUUCAUUAGAAGGUCAAAAUCUUGGUUCAAACUCUCUUUCCAAUUUACAAGGUGGUAACAUAUCUGAAAAGACAGCAGGAUUUUUGAAGAAAAAGGCUCCUGUAUUGACUGACAAAGAACUAAAUCCUGAUUUUUUCCAAAAGCUUGAGAAAAAGGGACCAGAUGAAUGGCAAGUUGAAGUAGCUGUCUCUCGGGGACGCCCACCAUCUGCUCAAUCUGAAAAUGGACAGAUUGAGGCAUCAGCUGCAAGCCAAGAAGGUGAAAAUUUGGAUGUAGUUGGCAUGCAAAACACAGGGGAUACUUACAAUGGGCUUGAUAAUACAGAUGACUUCUCACAAGAUCAGUGGAUGGAAAGAAGAUCUCUAAGAAACAGAGAUUCAAAAGCAAGAAAUAUGGAAUUGGAUGAUUGGAAUGAUCUUAAUCAGAGGGACACUGGUGGUACAAGAACCAAUUUUUUGAAAGCUGAAACUUAUGGUGAUUCCCAAAUCACAAGUGGAAAAGGCAACUGGGUAGUCAUCCAGCGACAGUUGUCACAAAUGGAACGCCAGCAGGCCAUGUUGAUGGAAAUGUUACAGGAUUUCAUGGGAAACUCUCAGCAUAGCAUGGUCUCCUUGGAAAACAGGGUGCGGAGUCUUGAGAGGGUUGUUGAUGAUAUGGCUCGAGAUUUGGCCUUUUCAGCAGGAAGGCGAGCAGGCAGUCACAUGAUGGGAUAUGAAGGUCCAACGAAUAGAAAUGGGAACAGAUAUCAUGGGGCACCUGAUUAUCCCGGCCCCAAGUUUUCUAAAGGGAAUGAUGGGCGGGCUUCUUUUUCUGAAUGGUAUACUCAACCUGAUUCUAUUCCAUUAGGAGCCAGAGGACCAAGAGAGUCCCAGUGGAGGUCUUCUGAUUCUGGUCCUGAUAUGUGGGACAAUUAUUCACAUGGAUCUUUUAGGAAUGGUCAUUUACCUGAAGGGCAAGUAAGCUCACGGAGAGGUAUAGUUGGUAUUUCAAAUGAUGGUAGGUUUUCAAGGCAGGAGCAUCAAGAUGGGGAGCAAGUUGUUAGCAGAAGAGGUUGGGAGAGGGGAUCAGGACCUGUCCGAGAGGGUCCAUCUGCAAGAAGUGUUUGGCAGGCUUCAAAAGAUGAAGCAACUCUUGCUGCAAUUAGAGUAGCUGGAGAAGAUGCCCAGACAUCUAGGGGUUCCUCAAGAGUGGCUGUUCCUGAAUUGGAUGGGGAAGUGUUACAGUACAGUAAUCCAGGACAAGGGAAGUUGUGGACUGCAUGGAACCGUGCACUGGAAAGCCUGCAUGUAGGAGAUAUUGAUUUAGCUUAUGGUGAGGUACUCAUUACAGGAGAUGAGCUCUUGCUGGCGAGGCUAAUGAGUAAAUCGGGUCCAGUUCUUGAUCAGCUUUCCACUGGGACAGCAGCUGAUGCAUUACAUGCUAUUGGACAAUUUUUACAGCAACAAAGCUUCUUUGACUUUGGAAUACAAUGGAUUCAACAGCUUGCAGAUAUGGUUGUUGAAAGUGAUCCAGAUUGUUUGGGGCUUCCUCUAGAUGUGAAGAAAGAGCUUCUUCUGGGUCUGCAAGAAUCAUCAGGAAUGGAAUUACCAGAAGAUUGGGAGGGUAAUACAGUUGAUGAAAUUUUAUUACAGUUAGCAAGUGCAUGGUCCAUUGACUUGCCUCAAAAUGGAGCAAACAAUUAACUUGAGUCAUGCAAUUUGGCUCAAUUAUCUGAUAUAUAUUUGUUGCAAGUUGUACACCCCUAGUAUCUGUUCUGAUUAAAAUGAUAACUGAAUAUAUGAGUUUCAUAUGAUCUAUGCGUUCAUUAUCCAUCAUUGUUUUUGGCUUAAUCUCUAAAACAUGUCUCGUGUACUUGGAUAUUGUGCUGCAGCUUGUACAAUAUGUGUAAAUGUAUUAUUCAAUUUGAUAAUGAAACCUUAUAAUGUGUCCAA
Cryptomeria japonica (Japanese cedar) is the source of this 3259-nucleotide messenger RNA. RefSeq names its product microtubule-associated protein TORTIFOLIA1. Gene Ontology annotation, cellular component: cortical microtubule, transverse to long axis. Lineage: Eukaryota; Viridiplantae; Streptophyta; Pinopsida; Cupressales; Cupressaceae. Bases 233 to 3010 code for a protein of 925 amino acids. Gene Ontology annotation, biological process: unidimensional cell growth; circumnutation; multicellular organism development. Gene Ontology annotation, molecular function: microtubule binding. The transcript is spliced from 6 exons. The record is from RefSeq and is a predicted model, not a curated record.